AUCAAUCAGUGUGGCAAGCAACGCACAAAAGAACAUGUAAAAUAAACCAUUUUAAACUGCAAACUCAACAAAAUGUUUGUCAAUUCAUAACUGUAGGAUAAAAUAGCAGUUAUGUACUUCGCAGUUGAUGACCUUUAUCUGAUUAGAUAUUGGGAAGUGUGGGGCGUAUAACUGAGUGCCAUUUUAGACGAAGGCCUGGAUUACUUGAAGGACAUACAUUCAAAACAUAUAUUUUUCAAAGGAACCAGCCACCAUGGAAAGAAUCCGAAUGUUAUUUGAGCAAAAUCAACACCUUGUUUCAGGAUUUCUGGAUAAUUUUUAUCAAGAAACAGACCUAUUUGGGACAGCAAGCUCGAAUGAUGCUAUCAAGAUAUUACAAACACAGAUAGUUUCAUUAAUAGGUGAAAACUCAGGAGAAGUGUCACAGGCAGCUUUUGAGAACAAUGCUUCGUCUUCCCAAAGAUGUCAGGGAAAAGCGAUUGAUAAAGGUGAAAACUCAGCAGACAUGUCAAAGGCAGCUGUUGAAGACAAUGUUAGUUCUCCUCAAAGACAUCAGAGCAAAGCAAUUGAUGAAGAUGAAAACUCGGGAGAAGUGCCACAGGCAGCUGUUGAGGACAAUGCUAGUUUUCAAAGACAUCAGAGCAAAUCAGUUGAUGAAGAUGAAAACUCAACAGGAGUGUUAGAAGCAGCUGUUGAAGAUAAUGCUACUUCUUCUCAAAGAUAUCAGAGCAAAUCAAUUGAUAAAGAACCUACCACCAGUAGAAUCCGAAUAUUAUUUGAGCGACUACGUCACUUACUCUCAGGAUUUUUGGUAUAUCGGCGAAGAAAAAGUACAGAUGUGUCGAAGAUGCCGGAAAAUGCUACUAUCGUUCAAGCAGAAAGAGCUACGGUGCAGCUUUUCAGUUCACAUAUUGGAAAUACAAUAAAGGAUAUAGAAGUGCAUUUUAUAGAACUGCUAAUGAAGAAGCUGAAAAAUGCCAAUUUUGUCAAAUGCAACGAACUCAAAGACAUAGAUUGGAAAAAGAUGCUAAUUGUUCUGUGUAUCAUUUCAUCUAGAGUAGCAACAGACGCAGCGUACGCUAUAAACGACAUUAAAAAUCCAGCAAACACUGUUCUCAUGCUUAUCCAUAACAAAGAAAGUCAUGCCUUGCCCAAACUUACCAGUUCAUUUGUCCUUACUGACCAGGAAUUCCAGAAUUUAGGAGGCGUAUUUGAUUUGGCGUUUUUUGAAAGAAGAGGAAUAUAUCAAUGUGAAAUGAACGACAUUGCUUUAGAUAAAGUCUGCACCUUCAUAAAGAAAAACUGGGGAGACACAAACUGAUGGCAUGAUAGUCAUUUAGAGUGCUAAAGAUAUAGAUCUACAGAGGGCCUAAAUAAUUCUGACUUCGUAAGCAAAUUAGUGGUGAAUUAUUUCACACAAUUACUUAAAUACAUAGGGUAAUUUAUCGGUUAGACAAUCUGUUGCAAUUUAAUUGUUGAUAAAUUUCAGUGAAAAUAACUCGUCGAUUGUUAGUUUAAAGUUUUUUUUUCAUUAAUAUGUGAAACCUUGUAUUCUAAAUGAACACUUGUACAAUUUGAUACUGUUUAAAUUCAAAGAAAGUUUUGUUUGUUCAAAGAAGCAAGUAUAUGAAUUAUGCCAAUUAGUCAUAGAUAAAAAUGUGUAAGAGUGUUUAGUUCUUAUAACUUUGCAACUCUAAAAACGUUAUUUUGACACAUUAAGGUAUACAUCACGAUUUGUUGAGUACUAAAGCCCAAAGCGCUACUCAUAUUUGGGUUUGAGAACAGGUUUUUCGAUAGAUAUCCGUCAAUUUCAAACUGCAAUCAUAGAUAACCUGAUUUAGAUAUUUUGUUUUGUAAACCAGUCUAUAAUUGACUCAUUUGACUGAGAACUAGCUCGGGAGAUUGUACCACAAAAACACAUUUUAAUACA
This is a messenger RNA of Mercenaria mercenaria, 1930 nucleotides long. RefSeq lists its product as uncharacterized. The coding region runs from base 254 to 1321 and encodes 355 amino acids. NCBI's taxonomy places the organism in Eukaryota, Metazoa, Mollusca, Bivalvia, Venerida, Veneridae. The transcript is spliced from 12 exons. The record is from RefSeq and is a predicted model, not a curated record.